Molecule: messenger RNA, 2289 nt
Organism: Hydatigera taeniaeformis
Lineage: Eukaryota; Metazoa; Platyhelminthes; Cestoda; Cyclophyllidea; Taeniidae
Source: the annotation of a GenBank genome assembly
AUGUCCAAGUCUCCUUGCAUAUGCUUUCUUUGUAGGAGUGUUAAAACCAAUGCCAGAUACACUUUUGCAAGGAUAUUUUUAAAUUCAUGCGGAUAUUUCCAAUCAAGAAAUGCACCAAUGCUCAAAAGGAAAUCAAAAAAGUGGCUUCUAGGGAGCCUCAGGGCUCUUUCAGUGAGGAGGAAACGUUUAAUGGAUCGGUCAUACGUAAGCAUACCCUCAUUUCAACGUAUCGUCUGUUUAUUUUUGGUUCAUUUUAAAAAGAGAAUUUGCACUCGGGAAGAGCCUUCGACUAAGGAAAACAUUAUCCUGAAAAUGCAAGGUGUAGGCUUGGACAAGAAGGAUAUGUUUGGGAAAUCUGAUCCCUACAUUAUCAUCCUCCGGCGGAAUGACCGUGGAAAGUGGGAGAGGUGCUACCAAAGUGAGGUUGUCAAGAAGACUCUUGCGCCAGACUGGAAGCCUCUCCUCAUAUCCCUGGAUAGGCUGUGUGAAGGCAACCUUGACAGGUCUCAUGCCCAGUUCAUUUUGAAAUUUGCUUCCGAUGUUUCGAUUGGGACGGAGCGAAUGGCGAAGGAGAUACAGUUGAUCCGGACAUUGAGUAAGUUAAGUUGUUGGAACGGUAAAAAGGGAAUUGGAUGCGCCUCUCUUCCCACCUCACAACCUUCUCAUCCACCCCCUCCUUCCCUCCUCCCCCUCUCCCCCAACAGUGACGUGAUCGGAGAGUUUAUUACGACAGCAAGGUGUCUGCUGACCUCUUCACAGGAAGGAAAAAACUUUGAGGUAAUACUUUUGUCCUUUUCAUCACAGAAGUUAAUAAAUCGGUCCAAAUUUCGGCGGAAAAAGGUGUACAAUAACUCAGGCAUUGUGAAUGUGAAAGUCAGCAUCUCUACAAACGCCUGCUCAUUCCUGGACUACAUUCUAAGCGGGACCAGCAUAAACGUUAUUGUGGGAAUAGACUUGUCCUCUCAAAUUCACCAAAGUCACAAUCCAAUGCUCUUCACUGAAGCCAUUUCCAUAGCAAAGUCGGCAGCUGUCAACAGCGAGUACAUCAUUGCUAUCCAAGCUGUUGUAGAAAUUCUCCAAGAAUAUGACAGCGAUGAACUUUUUCCCGCCUUCGGAUUCGGCACAAGAAUCGGCUCAGAUGGCCGAAAGUCCCACCUCGUCCCACUUACGGGCGAUCCGAGUAAUCCCAACUGCAAGGGAGUGGCCGGUGUGCUUGCAGCCUACAGUCGUGUGGUCAGUGAAACUUGUGGCUCAGCUCCGCCAAACUUUGCGCCCCUCAUCAAGCAUGUCAACGAAAUGGCUAGAGGCUCUCACGACAGUUCCAAAUACUACGUUCUUCUCAUCCUCACAACGGGAUUUGUAGACGACUGGGUGGAAACACAAAGGGCCGUGAUUGAGGCGUCGUUCCUUCCCAUUUCCAUCAUAUUCAUAGGCGUUGGAGGCGGCAAAUUCGAGGGUACUUUGAUUUUCUGUCAAUUCUUUUGGCCUCGUUUAUGCCAUGUUUAUGCCAUCGUAUCGGAGCAUCUUUCCUUUUCAGACCUGCAAGUACUAGAUCAAGAUUUUGCCUUAUUAAAAGUUGGACAAGAGGAAGCUUGUCGGGAUAACGUUCAGUUUGUGGAAAUGAGGCGGUUCCUUCGAUUGGCAGCAGACGGUUCGGAAGAAAUUCGAUGGAACAAAUUGGGACUUGCAAAGGAGGUCCUCGCAGAACUUCCAGCUCAGCUGAGUGACUUUUUCAUAAAACAACGCCUUCUCCCCUCAAACAAAGUCCCCUACCGCCCAGAGCGCACAGAACAGUUGGCCGAUUCAGCCUGGUAUCACGCCUACAUGCAACCCCUGCAUCAUCGACCUUCCUCCGCUUCCUUGUCCAACCAGAUAAGUCUUGCGCCUCGACAAAGACAAAAACUUCGGUUUCAGGAGGAUGUGCAGAAGUCAGAGGAAAAAGAGGAGCUGCAAAACACUGCCUCCAAAUCUCACCGCUCCUUAAUGAUGGGUAAAAUCGCUCCCGCGGAGGUGGCCGAAACUCCAUCUCGUCAAAUCCGAAAACUCGGUCGAAUGCGACGAGAGGUGUCGUUUGAGGACCCUUCAUAUCGGCGUCAUAUAGUUGGGAGUGGCAAUAGGCAGAUUACGUAUGAAUUGACCGAGUGCCCUGAGGAGGACACUUUGACGCGAAGUCGACAUCAAAGCUGGCGCAAAAAGUCGGACAGAACGAUUCCUGAUAGUUUAUCUCAAAGACAACCCAGUCAACAGCGGGAUGACAUGGUUCGCAGGAGACAGCCUCAUUUUUUUUAA